Scomber japonicus (chub mackerel) is the source of this 946-nucleotide messenger RNA. Its product is annotated as cytochrome c oxidase subunit 4 isoform 2, mitochondrial. NCBI's taxonomy places the organism in Eukaryota, Metazoa, Chordata, Actinopteri, Scombriformes, Scombridae. Bases 154 to 684 code for a protein of 176 amino acids. Gene Ontology annotation, biological process: mitochondrial electron transport, cytochrome c to oxygen. The record is from RefSeq and is a predicted model, not a curated record. The transcript has 5 exons.
CGCCCACUAGUUGAUUCCUGCUCAGUGUUUGGCGACAAGAGCAGUGAGGAAACUAGAUAGAAGCUCCAAACUGCCCUUUUCUCCUUUUUCUCAAGAUUGGGUCUCUUGCUGGUGCAACUUUUCAUCCUGCAGUUUCACUCUCUUAGGACCACUAUGCUCCACUUGACUACAGUGCGCGUGGGGAGCCUCAUGGCCAGGCGCGCGACUGCCGCCUUUACCACCAGCAGCGCGAGGAUGUCGAGCCACGGUACAGAGGUGGCAGAGAGUGAGGACAUGUCUAAACCAAUGUACUGGGACCGUCGAGCCAUCCCUCUACCUGACAGAGCCUACAAACAAGACCUGACUGCUGCUGACAAGAGUCUGAAACAGAAGGAGAAGGGACCCUGGGGCCAGCUGUCUAAAGAGGAGAAGAUUGCCUUGUACCGGCUGAAGUUUGAUAAGACCUUCCCAGAGAUGAAGCAGGGGUCGGCAGAGUGGAAGACAGUGGUCGCAGGUUUUUUCUUCUUUGUGGGAUUAACCGGUUUGGUGGUCUUGUGGCAGGCACACUAUGUCUAUCCUCCACGUCCCAGGACCUUUGAUGAAGAAUGGAAGGCCAAACAGCUAAAGAGGAUGCUGGACAUGAAGGUAAACCAAAUCGAGGGCUUCGCCACCCACUGGGAUUACGAAAAGGGCCAGUGGAAGUAAAGAGACUGCGGCUGAGGCGGCACAGAGUUUGGACCUGUCCCCUCGGAGCUGUGCUGCUACCAUCGAAGUAAAACUGAUUUUAAAUGUUGUAUUAUCAGUGUCCAAAGCAGGAGAAAGAUUUAGUCCCGCAGUCAGCAACUUUCCUCUGUGCCGCCUCCGGCUUGAUCUGUAGCCUCUUGACCAAACACUACAGCCUUUAGUCAUGGUGAUAACUGUAUCCGUCCUGUUGUAACCAUAUCUUAAUAAAAAAGUUUUGCUUAUG